This is a messenger RNA of Bufo bufo (common toad), 4449 nucleotides long. RefSeq names its product calcium dependent secretion activator 2 (gene CADPS2). Bases 97 to 3972 code for a protein of 1291 amino acids. Gene Ontology annotation, biological process: dense core granule exocytosis; synaptic vesicle exocytosis; positive regulation of exocytosis. The transcript is spliced from 29 exons. Gene Ontology annotation, cellular component: glutamatergic synapse. The record is from RefSeq and is a predicted model, not a curated record. NCBI's taxonomy places the organism in Eukaryota, Metazoa, Chordata, Amphibia, Anura, Bufonidae.
CUCAACGUGUCCGGAAAGGUGUGCGCUCCGGGGACAGCGCGGGCAUCUCAAAGCGAAAGGGGAAGUAAGUGCGGAGGAGCUGUCGGCACCUGCAGGAUGUUGGAUCCGUCUUCCAGCGAGGAAGAGUCGGACGAGUUGCUGGAGGAGGAGAGGAGAGACGUGCUGGUGGUCUCUGCUCCUCACCGGACUGUGCAUGCUGCCCCCCGAGAUGCCAGAGACGCUGCUGCCCGCUCCACCCUGGCCAGACCUGCCAGCCCCAGCCCGUCCAUCAGCAGUGAGGGCAGAGAAGAGCAGGAGCGGGCGCAGAGGGAGGAGAGGGAGCGCAGGAGCCGCUUGCAGCUCUAUGUCUUCGUUAUGAGGUGCAUUGCUUACCCGUUCAAUGCCAAGCAGCCCACGGACAUGACCAGGAGGCAGCAGAAGCUUAACAAGCAGCAGCUACAGACAAUACGAGAGAGAUUCCAGUCUUUCCUUAAAGGUGACACACAAAUAGUGGCUGAUGAAGCUUUUAUAAAUGCUGUCAAAAGUUACUACGAGGUGUUCUUGAAAAGUGAUCGAGUCGCCAGAAUGGUGAACAAUGGAGGCUGCUCUUCAAAUGACUUUCGGGAAGUAUUUAAAAAGAACAUUGAAAAAAGAGUUCGAAGUUUACCAGAGAUUGAUGGGCUAAGCAAAGAAACGGUUUUAAGUUCAUGGAUUGCUAAAUAUGAUGCCAUUUAUAGAGGGGAGGAAGAUCUACGCAAACAGCCGAACAGGAUGGCUCUUAGUGCUGUAUCAGAACUUAUACUUAGCAAAGAACAACUUUAUGAAAUGUUUCAACAGAUAUUAGGAAUAAAAAAAUUGGAGCACCAGUUAUUGUACAAUGCCUGCCAGCUGGAUAAUGCAGAUGAACAAGCAGCCCAGAUACGUCGCGAACUUGAUGGGCGUCUACAAGUAGCCGAUCAAAUGGCAAAGGAGAAGAUAUUUCCAAAGUUUUUAACAAAGGAAAUGGAAGGAAUGUUUAUAGAAGAGCUGCAUGCUUCAGUCAAUUUACUAAUGGCCAACCUAGAAAGUCUUCCAGUGUCUAAAGGUGGUCCUGAGUUUAAACUACAAAAGUUAAAGCGCUCACAGAAUAAUGCUUUUCUAGACAUUGGAGACGAAAGUGAAGUUCAGCUGGCAAAAUCUGAUGUUGUCCUGUCUUUUACAUUGGAGAUCGUUAUCAUGGAAGUUCAGGGCCUGAAAUCAGUUGCUCCAAACAGAAUUGUAUACUGUACAAUGGAAGUUGAGGGUGGUGAAAAACUCCAGACAGAUCAAGCGGAAGCCUCAAGACCUCAAUGGGGAACUCAAGGGGAUUUUACAACCACUCACCCUAGACCAAUUGUUAAAGUCAAGCUCUUCACAGAAAGUACUGGUGUUCUGGCUCUGGAAGAUAAAGAACUUGGCAAAGUAAUUCUUACACCAACACCUAAUAGUACAAAAAUGCCAGAACUGCACAAAAUGACUGUUCCCAAACACAGCCAAGACACUGAUCUAAAGAUUAAACUGGCAGUAAGGACGGACAAACCACCACAUAUGAAACAUAGUGGGUAUUUAUAUGCUGUGGGUCAAAAGGUGUGGAAAAGAUGGAAGAAACGUUACUUUGUCCUUGUUCAGGUAAGCCAAUACACAUUUGCAAUGUGUAGCUACAGAGAAAAGAAAGCAGAACCCCAAGAACUGAUGCAGCUGGAGGGAUACACAGUGGAUUACACAGAUCCUCAGUCAGGUCUCCAGGGAGGUCGGUGGUUUUUCAAUGCAGUUAAAGAAGGGGACACAGUAAUCUUUGCCAGUGAUGAUGAGCAAGACAGAGUACUGUGGGUACAAGCAAUAUACAGAGCAACAGGUCAAUCUUAUAAGCCCAUUGCUUCAAAUCACGCACUGAAAUCAAAUAUCAGAGGAAUAAAUGCUCACAUGGAGCCAUCUCAACCAAAUACAGAUCGUGGACAAAGGCAUGGAAUGGAUGAGUUUAUUUCUGCUAAUCCCUGCAGAUAUGAUCAUGCCUCUCUCUUUAAAGUACUUCAGAAACAAACAUUGGAACAUAGAUUAAAUGAUUCCUAUUCUUGUCUGGGUUGGUUCAGUCCUGGUCAAGUGUUUGUACUAGAUGAAUACUGUGCGCGAUAUGGUGUACGUGGCUGCCAUCGUCAUCUUUGCUAUCUUAAAGAACUGAUUGACCACGCUGAGACAGGGUCUGUGAUAGAUCCAACACUGCUUCAUUACAGCUUUGCAUUCUGUGCUUCUCAUGUUCAUGGAAACAGACCUGAUGGAAUUGGGACUGUUACAGUUGAGGAACAAGAUCAGUUUGACGAGGUUAAAGAGCGUCUUGCUGUGCUUUUAGAGAAUCAAAUAAGCCACUUUAGGUACUGUUUCCCUUUUGGAAGACCAGAAGGAGCUCUGAAGGCCACAUUGUCUUUACUAGAACGGGUUUUGAUGAAAGACAUUGCGACUCCCAUACCUGCUGAUGAAGUUAAGAAAGUUGUCAGAAGAUGCCUUGAGAAAGCUGCCUUGAUCAAUUAUACCAGACUUACAGAAUAUGCCAAAAUUGAAGAGACUAUGAAUCAAGAUGACCCUUCAAAGAAAUUACGUGAUGUUCUUCACCUAGCAGAGCUGUGUAUUGAAGUGCUUCAGCAGAAUGAGGAGCAUCACUCAGAGGCAUUUUCCUGGUGGCCAGAUCUAUUGGCAGAACAUGCUGAGAUAUUUUGGUCCCUCUUCUCGGUUGAUAUGAACUUUGCACUAGAAGCACAGCCACAAGACUCUUGGGAAAGCUUUCCUCUUUUCCAGCUGCUGAAUAACUUCCUCAGGACUGACUCUCUUUUAUGCAAUGGAAAAUUUCAUAAGCAUAUUCAAGAGUCUUUUGUGCCUCUAGUCAUCCGUUACAUCGACCUCAUGGAGUCUUCAAUUGCACAGUCUAUUCACAAGGGGUUCGAACAAGAAACUUGGCAACCGGUGAAAAGUAUCACCAACAGCCUUCCUAGUGUACCUCUUCCAAAAGUUCCAAGCUUGACUCUUAACCUUCCACAGAUACCUAGUUUUUCAGCACCAUCCUGGAUGACAUCAUUAUACGAGUCCACGAAUGGUUCAGCAACUUCAGAAGAUUUAUUCUGGAAAUUGGAUGCUCUACAAGAUUUUAUAUAUGAUCUUCACUGGCCGGAAACAGAAUUUGCCAACCAUCUAGAGCAACGACUGAAACUCAUGGCAAGUGAUAUGAUAGAAGCCUGUGUUAAAAGGACAAGGACUGCGUUUGAAGCUAAACUACAAAGAACAAGUAAAUCUACAGACCUGCGUAUUCCUGCCUCAGUAUGUACAAUGUUUAAUGUCUUGGUGGAUGCCAAAAAGCAGGUCUCUAAGCUCUGUGUCCUUGAUGGUGGCCAAGAGUUUUCUAAACAAUGGCAACAGUACCAUUCCAAAAUCGAUGACUUAAUUGAAGAAACUGUUAAAGAAAUAAUUUCGCUUUUGGUUUCUAAGUUUGUUUCAGUGCUUGAAGGAGUUUUUUCAAAGUUGGCAAGAUAUGAUGAAGGGACUUUGUUUUCAUCAAUCCUUUCUUUCACUGUAAAAGCUGCCUCGAAAUAUGUGGAAGUACCAAAGCCUGGGAUGGACCUUGCAGAUACUUACAUAACAUUUGUGCGGCAAAAUCAAGAUAUCCUGCGGGAAAAGGUCAAUGAGGAAAUUUACAUAGAAAAGUUAUUUGAUCUAUGGUAUAGCAGCUCUGUUAAAGUCAUAUGUGUGUGGCUGGCAGACAGAUUAGACCUUCAGCUCCAUGUGUAUCAGUUAAAAACCAUCAUCAAGAUUGUGAAGAAAAUCUACAGAGACUUCAGGCUGCAGGGAGUGCUGGAUGGCACAUUAAAUAAUAAGACAUAUGAGACUAUUCACAACCGUUUAACUAUGGAAGAGGCUACAAUGGCUGUGUCUGAUAGGGGAGGACUCCAGGGAAUUUCAAUGAAGGACAGUGAUGAUGAAGAAGAGUGACUGCUUAAUAUUUCCUUUUUCAUCCCAGCCUGUUUACUUGUAUAUGUACAUAUUUUAUCUUAUACAAAGUCCCAGUUGUUUCCACCUGUUCAUAGAUAUGUCCAGUUUCCAGUGCAAUUUAAUAGCCAAGGAAUUUUAGUAUUGAUAAGAUAGUGGGACAUUGUUGUAAUGAUGUAGGGUUAGUGUCAUACAGAUCACAAUUUUAUGUCUUUGAUAGAAUCUUCCCCGGCAAAAUUUGCCAGGAGACUUAGCUGAAAAGCUCAAAAAAGAUACAAAUAUAUUAUUACAUCUACAUGAAGUCCUAGCAAUUACUCUGCACUGUGUUUCUGGCAUUUUCACAGGAGAAUUUGGGACAUUUUAGUAUCCUUGUGGUCAUACUUCAAGUACCUCAUUGUUCAGACCGUGUAACAUGAAAAUAUAUACUUAUAUCUUGCAAUUCCAUCAACCCAUUGGUUCUGAUCAUUUUGUAUCUAUAUA